Molecule: messenger RNA, 2906 nt
Organism: Melanotaenia boesemani (Boeseman's rainbowfish)
Lineage: Eukaryota; Metazoa; Chordata; Actinopteri; Atheriniformes; Melanotaeniidae
Exons: 18
Coding region: 1-2391 (796 amino acids)
Source: RefSeq, a predicted model, not a curated record
AUGCUUGCUCCACUGUUCUACCUGAGUGCCUUCAUCGCACUGACAAGUGCUAAUCCAGAGACAUUUACUGUGAACCAAGAGCUUGACAUCAGCUCAUGUAUCCUCACAUACUAUCAACAAACCUACUCCAAACUCUACACAAACUUCACAGAAGACGGCUUUGUGAUCUGUUUCGAUGGCUUUUUCAACCCCCAGACGAGUCAAGACUGUAUCGUUGGGCCUAAACCGAGCGAUGACCAAGUUAUUUAUACCUUGCUUCAACCAGAUUCAACCUAUGAAUCAGCCGUCCAGCAAAAUGUGGCCACCAUUUCAAACAACAUGACCUGCUCUGUUAAGUUUGAAAUAGUGGUCAAUGGGAACAAUGUUGCUAUAACUUUAUCCAGUUUUGGUUCAGAAACAGCUCUGGAAUUCUCCUCAACAUCUGAAGUCCCAAUGAAUUGUGAAGUCAAGGUCAAUGCUGGAGUAGCUGAAACUCUUGCUGCUGACACAGUGCUACCCAACGCAUACACAGACAUCAGCGGCUGCCGAAUCUCAGAGGGCGGCAUUAAACCUGGUGCCACCAAAAGUUUUUCCACAACCUGCACCACUGCCUCAUGCAGCAUCGCCAGAUCCCUCACAACCACAGGCUGUAGUAACCAGGAACGCUGCGAUGGAAACGGCGUCUGCUUGGUGAUGAACACCUGCACUGUGACCGGCCCCACUAUCAUUGACAUCCAAGGCACAUAUAACUCUGUUGGGGAUCGGUGUGUGUACACUCUGGUGCCGGAUUCAUGGGUUUCGGGUUUUGGAAUACUGGUGGAGUUCAGGGAACGGCGUCGUACAGAUGUCAGCUUUGUGGACAGUUUGACGCUGCGAUUCACGAACUUGAACACUAACAUUGUCCUGAAAACAGACGGGGAAGUCCUGGUGAAUGGCUCGCCGCAGACCGUCAACAGCACAGUCCAUAAUAUUCAGGAUAUUGAGCUCUCGAAAGACCACACUGGAGUCCUGGUCAAAAUGACGCUCUCCGGUCAACACAUUUCUGUUUCAUUUGAUGGCACCAUGGCUCAGAUCCAUGCGGAAGGACCUGCUGGAUCAUCUAUGGGUGGUCUGUGUGGAGACUCCAGCAGUUUUUCAAGUGCAAAGCUCUCCAGCGAAAGCUUACCCGGCUGUGACACCCAGUACACCGAACCAGCUGAUGCUACGAUCAACUGCACCGCGAUGACCGAACUCUGUAACAUCCUGAGAGACCCAUCCUUCUCCUCCUACAACGAGGUCCUGGAUCCAGCUCCCUACAUAACGGCCUGCAGUGAGACUCUGUGCAAAUAUCCUGCAAUGGACGGUCUCAGGUGUGAGUUCAUGUGGGCCUACGCCAGAGCCUUCAGCCUGAGAAACAACACACUGGAAGACUGGUGGCCAAAGGCUAUGUGCAAUCCUCCUAACAGCAUUUGCCAGGACAGGUUCUGCAGUGAUCACGAGUUCUGCGGCAUGAAGUACAGUGGUCUACCUGGCUGUCUCUGUAGAGCUAUUUUUGCCUCUAGUUACAAAGAGUCAAACACUCUGGCUAAUCCAGUAAUCUGCACACCGAACACUACUUCAAUCAGUCUGGUGGGUUGUCUCCUAGAGGAAAAUAACAUUAACUACACCCGCUUAAAUCUCAUUGACGAGACCUGCAAGGGUGAAAUGGACCAGGAGAGCCACCUGGUGACUUUCAGCUUUAACACCAGCAACACCUGUGGGGCAUUGAUCACGACCAACAAGACCCAAGUAAACUAUGAGAACAUCAUCAUGGGCCAGAACAGAUCUUCUAGUUUGAUCUUUCGACGUGAUCAAUUCAAUGUCCACUUCUCCUGCGCUCACGCUCACAAGGCAGAAGCCACGGCUGUGACCUUCAGAAUCAAAGACAACUCUGUGGUCCAGCAGAUGGCAUGUGGAGAAUUUAAUUACACUGUAAACAUGAAGACCUACUCUGACCCUGAGCGAACACAACUUGUGGAUCUUACCACUGAUGUGAAGCUGGACCAGAGGAUCUGGAUGCUCGUGGACACUGAAGGGUUGGAUGGCAAGAACGUUGUCAUUGUGUUAGAUUACUGCUGGGCAACUAGCCACCUAUCAUACAGCAGUGGUCUGAAACACUACCUGAUCUACAACAGCUGUGCGAACCCCAAUGACACAACGGUGUCGGUGGAGACAAACGGAGAGGAUGUCUUCUCCACCUUCAGCUUCAACAUGUUCCAAUUCGUUGGGUGCUCUGGAGACAUCUACAUUCACUGCAAAAUCAGGCUGUGUGUCCUAGAGGGUCCCGGUGCCUGUGUCCCGGAUUGUUCUGGUGGAGCUAGGAAACGCAGAUCUGCCCAUCCCAGUUUUGAACCUGAUGAUUCAGGAUUUGUCACCAUGGCCUGGAUUAAUUAGGUUGUUUCCAUGGUGAAAUGGACUCACUGACAGGCUGCUGACCUCCAUGAUGAUCCCUGACUUGUCUGGUCCUGGUCCGAACUUGGAUGUGCCAACAGAUUUCUGGAUGGAAGCAUCGUGAAGACACAGCCAAACUUCAGUCUCUGACAGAGUCUACAGCUGAUCUUUUCUCUCUCUUACCAAAGAAAGAUUUUGAUUUCUUGGCUUGCUGGAGCUAAACACGUUUUAGACAUGAAGAUUACACCAAUCAUAUGUUUUUACUUGAAAUAUAUCACCAAAUUACUGUGCAGUCGGAUAUAAUCUGGUAACUUGCUGUACUUUAAAUUAGUAAAUCUUUUUAAAAAUAUGGUAAUCAAAGUAAUUAUAAUCUUUUCUGUUUUUGUUGUUUUAUUUCUUUACUUCUUUCAAUUUAUGUAAGUUGUAUUCUGAUUUAUGAGAUCAUUUUCUGCUCUAAUUGCAAUGAGAACAUGUUCCUGACAACAGUAAACACACUUUUCUGCCUUGAUUUAAACCAU